AUGUCCAGUGUUACUCUUAAGGGAUCUCUACCCGAAGAUGCCACCGGCCGUAUUCAAGUUCUCGUAACAGAGUUAAUCCGGGCAGGUGUCAAAGCAUUUACCAUCUUCUUAGGGCACUCCGUGAAAGAUGGUGUCCAAAAGGUCUCUGUGCAUUUUCCAAGUGCCGACUCUCUGCCAGAAAAACUACUGGCUCACGUCAGAGUCGUCUUCUCGAGGGAGGUCCACUCGCCAACCGAAGACUGCACGGCGCAAACCACGAGGGCUGCAGGUUCUCUGGCACGCCAGUGGAUGGGUGCCAGUGGACGUGACUGGACUCAUGCCAGCACCCUCUUUGUCUUGGAUGGGGAAGAGUUCUGGGCCAUACGUGACGGAAAGCAUGACUGGCUUGUUCUGGGGCGAUAUGCCAAGCGCGUUCUUCAAGAUCAUACAGAGAGGCACAAAGAAAGUAUCUCUCUCCUUAAGUGA
Aspergillus calidoustus is the source of this 465-nucleotide messenger RNA. The record is from the annotation of a GenBank genome assembly. NCBI's taxonomy places the organism in Eukaryota, Fungi, Ascomycota, Eurotiomycetes, Eurotiales, Aspergillaceae.